CAGCCCAAGUUUAUGACUAUCUUUCGAGUUGCUGCUUACGUGAUACCUGUCAGCUAUAUAGCCUUGCAAAACCAGUUAAACAUUGAGGUGGGGGGGGGGGGGGCAAGCUGAAUUUAUUCUCCAUCUAUCAUAAGUCCGCGGUUGUACACUCAAGUUGCUUUCUUCCGUUUUCCAUGUCAUUUCCUGUAAUAAAAAGAUGGUGGUCAAAGCAGAGAGAAGCAGCUGACUCGUUACAAUAAUGUGAAAUGAUAAACUUUACAUCGCCCAGGACUAGUAAAAGCAAACAUUGCCACUGCGUCUGCGACGGGAUUGACCGAGCGCAAAGCUCUAGGGUCGUGCAUUAGAAAGUCCUGCACAGACCCCCCGACGGACUGCGGACUCGACAGAAGAGGCAAAGCGAGAGAUGCUCACUCUAGGUUACCCCCCCAGCUGAGACAAUGGUUUGAGUGGCCAAGGGCAUCCCAACAUGGCUGACACCCACUCCUUCAGCACUCAACCGUCUCCAGAGAAACACCGGGACUGCAGCGCGAGCGACAUCACAGACAAGCCGGCAGAGGAACCAAGCAAGAGGCUGAAAGUGGACCAUGAGUGCUGCACCUCAGACCACCAGCAGGGGGCAGAUUUCUGGUUCUGUGAAGAGUGUAAGGAGUUCUUUCUGGAGGAGUGUCCGUCCCAUGGCCCGCCCGUGUUUGUGCCGGACACACCGGUGGACGUGGGUGUGUGUGGCCGCGCCUCGCUCACUGUGCCCUCAGGUAUAGUGCUGGUGCAGGAGGAGGGCGAGGUGGACGUGUGCUGCGUAGACGAGGACAUCCCCAAGGGGGCGCUGUUCGGCCCCUACCAGGGAGAGAUGGUGUCCCACGACCAGUCAUCUAGCUCCUUCUCCUGGGUGAUCGUCGACAAGAACACAUACAAAUGCAUCGAUGGCAGUGAUGAGUCUAAAGCCAACUGGAUGAGGUUCGUGCGGAGCUCAUCGGAUGGCUCUGAACGGAAUCUGAGUGCCUUCCAGCAUGGGGAGCACAUCUACUUCCGUGUGUGCCGCCGACUGGCGUCCGGGGAGCGCCUGCGAGUGUGGUACAGUGAAGACUACCUGAGGAGGCUGCAGGACAUCUCACAGGACCGCAUCAUCCACAACCUGGACUCAGGAACUGUGAAAUCUGAGGAGGCCGUUCCAAACCCAGACGAUACCAAAAGUCCUACAGCUCCGAACCCAGGUGACACCAAAGGGCCAGUACUGAGGUCGGCGCUGCAUGGCCGCAGGGGUCCGCUAAAGCCCAGCGCGGAGGAAGGAGACGGGCCGCCGCAGGCCAAGAAGAAGAAGAUUGACCUCAUCUUCAAAGACGUGCUGGAGGCGUCUCUGGAGGCCUCGCAGAGCCAGGAGAACCCCCUGAACAGCGCCUUCACCCUGAGGAGGACCCGCGGCCACCUCCGCACGCCCAUCAGCACCGCCCUGCCACCGCUAGAGCAGGACUGCAAGGAUGGCCCCACCCUCCUGGAGCUGGGGAAGGGGCAGUUUGACCUGAGCGCGCUGAAGAGGGAGGAGGGGGAGGAAGUGGGCGACGCCACCACCUCCUUCUGCCCGAACUGCGUCAAGCUGAGGCUGCGGAUUUGCGAGUUGGAGGCGGAGCUACAGCGACUGAGGGGGGAGGAGAGGGAGGAGCCAACAACCUUACCUGAGCCUCACUGUGGGGACGAACUGACAGUGGCAGAGGUCCUGACCCCUGGCCCAGUGAUGCUGGAGGACGAGGACCCGGACGUGGACUCGGCUGAUGAGUCCCUCUCUGCCGACCUCAUGGUUGCCGCUGACGAUGCCUCCAAGCUGCCAGCGGGACCAGGUCGGCGGAUCCGGCGCUUCAAGCAAGAGUGGCUGAAGAAGUUCUGGUUCCUGCGGUACUCGCCCACGCUCAACGAGAUGUGGUGCCACGUGUGCCGGCAGUACACCGUCCAGUCGUCACGCACCUCCGCUUUCAUCAUCGGCUCCAAGCAGUUCAAGAUCCACACCAUCAAGCUGCACAGCCAGAGCAACCUGCACAAGAAGUGUCUGCAGCUAUACAAGCUGCGCAUGCACCCCGAGAAGACGGAGGAGAUGUGCCGCAACAUGAUGCUGCUCUUCAACGCCGCCUACCACCUGGCCGUGGAGGGACGGCCCUUCUCCGACCUGCGGCCGCUGGCCGAGCUGCUGAAGAAGUGCGAACUGAAGGUGGUGGACCAGUACAUGAACGAGGGCGACUGUCAGAUCCUCAUCCACCACAUCGCCCGCGCCUUUAAGGAGGACCUGGCCGAGAGGCUGCGUCUGUCCCCCUUCCUCAGCGUCAUCAUGGACAGCCAGCAUGAGGACCAGCUGGCCGACACCGUGGCCGUCUACGUGCAGUUCCUGACCAGCGAGGGCGGCGCGGCCACUGAGUUCCUGUCGCUGCAGCAGCUGGCAGGGGCCGGAGCGGAGGGCUACGUCCAGGCGCUGGACCGUGCCUUCUCCGUGGUGGGGCUCCGGCUGCAGGAGAAGCUGCUGGUGGGUCUGGGGAUGGACGGAGCGAACGUCUCCUCCAGCCUCCGUGCCAACAUCUACAUCGGCAUGCGCAAGGCGGCGCCGUGGGUGCUGUGCCUGCCCGUGAUGCUGCAGCGCCCGCAGGUGGAGGUGCUGGACGGCAUCAGCGGGAAGGAGCUGUGCUGCCUGGAGGAGCUGGAGAGCAACCUGAAGCAGCUGCUCAGCUUCUACCGCUACUCGCCACGCAUGCUGCUGGAGCUGCGGGCGUCCGCGCCCACGCUGGCCGACGAGGCCCACUUCCUGGGGGACAUCCGCGCCGUGCGCUGGGUCAUCGGUGAGCCCAACGUCCUCAACGCGCUCAUCAAAGACUACCUGGAGGUAGUGGCGCACCUGAAGGACAUCAGCGGCCAGACGCAGAGGGCAGACUCCGCCGCUAUCGCCCUUUCACUGCUGCAGUUCCUGAUGGACUACCAGUCCAUCAAGCUCAUCUACUUUCUGCUGGACAUCAUCGCCGUGCUGUCGCGCCUCGCCUUCGUUUUCCAAGGGGACCACCUGCUGGUGUCUCAGGUGGAUGCCCGCAUCGAGGAAGCCAUCCAAGAGAUCGGGCAGCUGGUGGAUGUGCCUGGCGAGUACCUGCAGGAGUUUGAGGAGAACUUCCGCGAGAGCUUCAACGGCGUGGACCUGAAGAACCUGCGAGUGGCCGAGGCCAAGUUUCAGUCCAUCCGCGAGAAGAUCUGCCAGAAGAGCCAGAGCGUGCUGGCCCAGAGGUUCGACCCGCAGAGCCGCCCUGUGGUCCAGGCCUGCCGAGUGCUGGACCUGUCCACCUGGCCCCGCAGCAGGGACGACCUGCAGGCUUUUGGCGAGGAGGAGAUCCAGCUGAUCUUCGACCACCUGGAGACGAUCCCGUCGGUGGGCUGCAAGACGCCUCAUGAGCGCAUGGAUGCGCGCGGCAGCCUGGUAGUGGAGUGGCGCGACCUGAAGGCCGACUACUUCAGCAUGAGCGGGUUCCGGGAGGUGGCGGGCCACGUGUGCCGCUACCGGCAGCGCUUCCCGCUGCUGCACCGGCUGGUGCAGAUUGUGCGCGUGCUUCCGUGCUCCAGCGCCUGCUGCGAUAAGGGCCGCGCCGCCCUGCAGAGGCUGCGCCGCAAUAGCCGCUCCCGCCUCGCCCCAGAAAACGUCAACGACCUGCUCACCCUCGCCGUCAACGGCCCGCCGAUCGCCAGCUUCGACGGCAAGCGCCCGCUCGACAGCUGGUUCGAGGAGAAGUCGGGGAGCGGCUAUUCCAUCUCAGCCGAGAUGCUGAGCAGGAUGUCCACCUCCGACCAGAAGGCCUUGUUGCAGGGGGUGGAGGUGGCUGCUGACUUCUACCCGGACUGCUGAGAGUGUGAUGUAAGGAACUGUGUUCCAAAGCCAUCCCAUUGUUAAAGACUGAUCAGAGCUGUGUGUAAUUGGCCAGAGGGUGAGGAACUGGCCAUGCUGCUAAGACGGUCUGAUCAGAGGCUCUCUAAGAGCCCUGUCAGUCAUCUGUCCCCUCAUGAACCGAGACAAGCACAUGUAAAGCUAAGCUCUAUGAUGUGCACAUCUUGUCCAACCCCAAAGAGCGACAAUCCACUUAGCACACAUGGAUAUAUCAAAGAAUGCCAUUAUACUUAGUUAUCUUGCGUUUGAAUGUUUCACAGUAACGUUACUCUUCUGAGCCUGUUUAUAGUGGUUCCAUCCUAGUGUUCCUUUUUAUGCAUUGUUAAAACAUUUGAUUUUUGCCAGUUCAGUCAAUGCACACACACACUUUGGUGAAAAAUCGCAGAGUUGAUCCACUUAAACAAUGUGCUCUUCUUCAGCACCUAAUGAGCACAGCAGCAUCGAAUCGCUGGUUGUUGACAGGUUUUGUACAAAUUACAUUUACUUCAUGUAGCUAUAACUUCAUUGUUGAGUACACAGUAUGAUGCAAUAGCUUUUCAAGAUGAUUUUGUUAAAAUCAAAAAGUUGAUGUUAAGUACAAAAAGCCUUUAACAACGUAAACAAUUAAUUUGUCUUUAUCUCACACCAUAUAAGUAUAUUAUGAAUAGUGUUUUGUAAAGUCCAUUUAACAGUUUGUUUGUUUGUUUGAAUAUCUACAGUUAAAACUUUAAAGAUGGGAAUGUGCCAAUAGCCAUGAAGUAUGCAACUUUAUGCCAAUGCUGAACAUGACAAAAAGAGUUAAAAAGCAAAAAGCUAUUACUAUAAUGCCAUGUCUGAUUACUAUGUGUGUUAAGUUGAAAUUGGUAUAUUAUUCUUAGUAUGGCAUUAUUAGUAUGCUAUUAUUGUAUUAUUAUUCUUAGUAUGCUAUUAUUAUAUUAUAAUAUUAUCAUCCACGUUACCGGUAUGAUUGUGCUAGCGUUUAUACAGCGGAAUGUAUCAUUUCGUUAUUGUCAUAUGACCAACCUCAUUGAAAUCUCCAUUUUGAAAUGUCAAUUUUGAGUCAUGAUUAUAGUCCAUCAGCCAUACAUGCAGAGUGGUAUGGCACCCUUGUUUCUCUGAUUGUAAAAUUCCCAAAGAAUGUUGUGAUUUCGCCUGUGUUGCACCUGUGCAAUGCGCUAGUCUUGCAAAGUGAAGACAGUGAAGCCAAGACGGAGCAUUUUUAUGUGUUUUCCACUAAAUCCAGUCCUGUACGGAUGGUGGAACACUCAGGAGGCCAGGAAUGCCUCACCUAAUUUGCCAAAGUCCAGUUUCACUGGAAAUGAGAGAGUGAGGUGCAGAUGGAGUUUUUUUACGCUCUCUUCUAGAGGCACUGAGCAGAGGGGCUGAUGGAGUUUUUUACGCUCUCUUCUAGAGGCACUGAGCAGAGGGGCUGAUGGAGUUUUUUACGCUCUCUUCUAGAGGCACUGAGCAGAGGGGGUUGGAAAAUUCUCUGGUUUAGUCAUGCUAUCAUUGUCAUGCCAAACAUCACUAGACGUUGAUUUAAUGUCAGUAAAAUUAAAGUUGACUUCAUGGAAUGUAGCAAAAUAGAGUGAAGCUGGUUGUAUCUGUGUGUGACAUGAAUGUGAAUGUUGGGUUAAUGGGAUCAGUUCUCAUGUGGCGUGUGUGUGCCUGUUAGACAUGGCAGGGUAUAAUGCACAAAGGAGGUCUUUUUGUCCCGUUGGCAAAGCAUUAUAUUGAAUGGUGCACAGGCUUUCACGGCUGUAACAGUCUGAUGGAUUGAUCCGCCAUGAAUGGGACAACUGUCAAUGGCGCGGUGGUGGGCUCUGUGCUGGAUGGCCAAAAUGUGACUGUGUUUUUAAUGCAAACUGCUAAACGCCAUUCAAAGGCAUACCACAUUUGGUUUUAAAAUGUUCAUUUUUUUUACAGAUUUUCAUUUUGCCUUACUGAUCUUGUUUGUCUUGUAUGGAGAAUCUGUCAGGGAGCCACUCUGGUGGGCUUGAUUCUGUAUAAUACACGUGAUCUAUUCCGCAGGACAGUGUUAGACAAAUUAAUAGAAAUGUUUCAAUGUUAACAAUUGUGUUGGUUGUUUUUGCCACAGAGCAAUACAAUAUCACAAAAAUAGUUUACCUUUCUGCUAUAAAUACGUUCUGAUUGAAAAUAAUAUUUAGUGAAUCAUACAGUCAUGGAAUGGAUAUGAUUCUUAGUGAUUCCUACAGAGUCAUGGAAUGGAUAUGAUUCUUAGUGAUUCCUACAGAGUCAUGGAAUGGAUAUGAUUCCUAGUGAUUCCUACAGAGUCAUGGAAUGGAUAUGAUUCUUAGUGAUUCCUAGAGUCAUGGAAUGGAUAUGAUUCUUAGUGAUUCCUACAGAGUCAUGGAAUGGAUAUGAUUCCUAGUGAUUCCUACAGAGUCAUGGAAUGGAUAUGAUUCCUAGUGAUUCCUCACUCUUCAUUCUUCUUCCUUUAAAACAACAAAAUAUUAAAGAAAUACUGAAUGUUAUGUAACACUAAACUGUAACAUUUAGAGAUAACAAAAAUUAAGCUAAAACAACAAAGACAAUCGUCCACUGAUCUGUGAAUCUUUUUUGGCUGCAUGUAAAACAUACAAAGAGAAAGGUUUUUGGGUUUGGGUUAUUCCUUUUACCAAUAACAGCUUUUUAUGAUAAAUACUAGAAUGAAUUUGGGAAUACACAGAUUAGGAGAACAACCAAGACAAUGGGACAUUUCUGUAAUUAUGAAACAUUAUGCAAAAUUAUAACUGUGGAAGACUUCCUAUUAAUGUGCCCAACACUGUAUAUAUGUAAAUGUGUGUCAUAUAUAUCUAUAUUGAGAUAGUGUCACGCAGAGUCUUCUGUGGUGGUCUAGUGGUGACGGUGGUAACGAUGGUUUGGUGGUGGUGUAGUUUGGUGGUUAUGGUUUGAUGCUGAUGUGGUGUGGUGCUAAUGUGGUAUGCUUUUGGAUGGUUAGACUAGACUAUUACCUCACAGUGAGGUAUGCCAGCAAGUACAUAAGCUUGUUCUUUUGAUACAGUUUUGAGACCUUCGGAAGAUGCCAUUCCUCCACCCACUAGUGUGUGUGUGUGAGGUGUGUGUGUGUGAGAGAGAGAGAGAGAUAAAGGCUGCUUGAGUGACAUCUCCCAGCAGCGGGCUGGCUGAGGCAGAGGAGGUGGUCAAGCUUUAAACGUUAGGGUUAGGGCUAGGGUUAACCCUGACAUAAGGACACGCAGAGGGCCAGACUGUUCAGUAAAGCCAUUUGAACUCUAAAUGUUGCUGGAAAUGAAACUUUAGUGGCAGAUCAGAUCGUCGUCAUUUGUGGGUUAGUUUCCUCCUGCUUUGCCAUAAUAUUGCACCUUUUCUUUUCCUUAUAUUUGUAUCAAAUGUCUGUCCAUUGUUGAUUUUCUUUAUCAUAGCCUGAUCUUUGUUGUGACCAUAUUGCAUUUAUGUUUUUUAAUAUUGGUACAUUUAUUUUUUUCCUGUUAUUUCAUACUUCAUAAAAAUUGUGAAUUUUCCAGAAUGUUUAGAAGUCCUCAUACAGUGAGCCAAAACAAAUCCAUGAACCCACUCAGUGUUUCGAUGGGGCUUCAUAACACUGCAUCAGAAUGAGACUUCUAAAUGACCGUCCUGACUUAAGAGAGGAGCUGGUCAGGUGGAGUAAAGGUGGUGGGCCAUUGCAGUCUUACACAGAACAAAUGGCUUCAGGUUUUCACAUUGAACCUUUCUCUGAAUGGGCAAGAGACUAUAUAGUGCAUUCAGAUCUGUAUUCUUCUCACUGUCUUCACAUUGGUCUGGAGCACCUGUUUUAAAUCAUGUAACACUGGAAUUGCAUUACUCUGAACUGUAAGUGGACAUGGAUGUGUGUGAUCUUGACUGGAUGGGGAAAUGUUCUUUAUACCCACUCUGAAUAUAUAUCACUCAAAUAAGGCUUUAAUAAAACCUUUUUGUAUUUUA
Messenger RNA from Alosa sapidissima (American shad), 7822 nucleotides. It is a transcript of the gene prdm11, whose product is annotated as PR domain containing 11. Bases 467 to 3862 code for a protein of 1131 amino acids. NCBI's taxonomy places the organism in Eukaryota, Metazoa, Chordata, Actinopteri, Clupeiformes, Clupeidae. Gene Ontology annotation, molecular function: protein binding. The record is from RefSeq and is a predicted model, not a curated record. The transcript has 8 exons.